UGUCGUGAACGCGCUGCUGUGGGGUUUUCCGCGAACAUGGAGGCGGUUGUGUCAGAUAUUGUGGCACCAGAAGAUCUAAAGAGGUUUGAGAAGAAGUACAACGCUGAGCUGGUGAAUGGACCCGUUUCCAACGAAACGACUUUUGAAUACGCCUGGUGUUUGAUCAGAAGCAAGUACACAAAUGACAUUGUAAAAGGCAUUCAUCUAUUAGAAGAACUGGUUCAGAAAAGCAAAAAAGAUGAUCAGAGAGAUUUUCUCUUCUACCUUGCUGUUGCAAACUACAGACUUAAGGAGUACGAGAGAGCGCUGAAGUACAUUCGUACUCUGCUGAAGAAUGAACCGGAUAAUAAACAGGCCCUGGAACUGGAGAAACUCAUCAACAAUGCACUAAAAAAAGAUGGCUUAGUUGGCAUGGCGAUCGUUGGCGGGAUCGGUUUAGGUGUGGCUGGAUUGGCUGGUCUUAUUGGUUUGGCCGUGGCCAAAGGUGCAAAGUCCUAAUAUGGAGUUCCUGACGAGCGUACUUUGAUUCCGUUCCUAUCCAGAAGAGAGACUUAAUGAUUUCUUCUAAUCACAUUAAACCAUGAGGAGGCCUGCCCCUUUUUAUUUUGCAUUUUUCUGCCAUGACCUUCAUAAUGAGCUAUCAUAUUUUACCACAUUUCUUUUGCUUUAUAAUUCUCCAGCUCUUUCUGGUAUGUAUAGAGAUGUGGGGUUGGAAUAAAGUAAUAAAUUGUAUGUUUAUCCUCUGAAACUUUUCAUUUUUCAAAGGAAAUUCAACUACAGAGGUUUGCCAAGGAUUUGCAGUACAGAAUAAGAUGUAUUAGUUUGCACUUUUUGGGUUUUCUCUUUUUAAUUAAAUAUGUCUGUGCUUACACUAUAGAUAAUCAAUGUGGAACAUUUUUGAUAAACUACAUUAAAACCUCAUGUCUGUUAAUAAAUUAAAAUUUGUGCUUACUGAA
Molecule: messenger RNA, 956 nt
Organism: Onychostoma macrolepis
Lineage: Eukaryota; Metazoa; Chordata; Actinopteri; Cypriniformes; Cyprinidae
Gene: fis1
Product: fission, mitochondrial 1
Exons: 5
Coding region: 37-498 (153 amino acids)
Biological process (GO): mitochondrial fragmentation involved in apoptotic process; peroxisome fission; autophagy of mitochondrion
Cellular component (GO): mitochondrial outer membrane; peroxisomal membrane
Molecular function (GO): protein binding
Source: RefSeq, a predicted model, not a curated record